This is a messenger RNA of Ambispora gerdemannii, 1506 nucleotides long. Lineage: Eukaryota; Fungi; Glomeromycota; Glomeromycetes; Archaeosporales; Ambisporaceae. The record is from the annotation of a GenBank genome assembly.
AUGGAUAAAAAAAACAAUUUGGAUAAAAUUUUGGUAAAAGGACAACCGAGCCACACGUCUUCUGAACACCAGUUUACUCUGGAAAGAGUUGUUGCUCUGGUAAGUGGUAAAAAUGUCGGAAUGAGUAAUAGUUUCGAAGUGUAUUGCGAAGUAGAGGGUCGAAAAUUAAAAGUGCUGGUUAGUGAAAUUCAUACUAUUCCCAAGGAUAGAUUUUUCGGCCGAGCAAUAUAUUUAGGAAAAAUGAAAAAGGAGCAGCGAGAAGAAGUUAUAUCCAUGUUGAGCGAAAAAACUAUUGUGGCUUUGGUAACGUCCCCCAUUACUCAAAACAUCGCCUUAAUUCGCUUAUCUGGACCGCAAACUUAUUCAAUAAUUAGUCAAAUUUUUGAUCGUACUCUGCCAGAAUAUCCUCAAAAAAAGUCGCAAUUAAUUUUUGGUAAAAUUACUAACUCUCAACAAGAAACUAUUGAUGAAGUAUUGUUGCUCUGUUUUUAUAAACCAAGUUCAUUUACCGGUGAAGACGUGAUAGAAAUUAGUUGUCAUGGCAAUUUAUUCAUUGUUAAUCAAAUAUUACAAUUGGUCCUAGCAAAAGGUGCUGAGUUAGCCCAAGAAGGUGAAUUCACCAAACAAGCUUUUUUUAAUGGUAAAUUGAAUUUAGUUCAGGCCAACGCCAUCAAUGAUUUAAUCCGUGCUCCUAGUUUAGCCGGAGCCAAAUUGGCUCUCCAUAAUUUAAGUUCUGAAACCCAACAAGAAUUAGAGAUUAUUGAAAAUGAGUUACUCGAUAUUAUUGCCACUAUCAAAGUAAAUAUUGAUUACCCUGAAUAUGAUGGAGUAGAAUAUUUAACUGGUAAAAAAGUUCUUCCGCGGUUAAAUAAACUGUUGGAAAAAUUGUUAACAAUGAAAAAGGAUGGUCAAAAAGCCCAUGUCUAUCAAGAAGGACUAAAAGUAGCCAUUGUGGGAAAGCCCAAUGUUGGUAAAUCUACUCUUUUGAAUGCUUUACUGCAAGAAGAAAAAGCAAUAGUUUCUCCGAUUGCAGGAACUACUCGUGAUAUAAUAGAAGCACAUUACAAUUUGAAUGAAAUCCCCUUAAUUUUGUUGGAUACAGCUGGUAUUCAUGAAACUUCUGACCUAGUGGAAAAAAUUGGAGUAGAGCGAAGUUAUCGAGCCUUAGAGCAAGCCGAAAUUAUUUUUUUUUUAGUGGAUAACUCCCAUGAACAGACUAAAUUGACUCUUCCUUCUGAUAUUUCUUCAGCAAAAAUUUGUCGUAUUAGUGCCAAAAAUAGACAAUUAAGCGAAUUAGAAACUAAAAUUAACGAAUUAUUUGCCAAAUCAGUAAUCAAAGAGUUAAAAAAAGAAGCUUAUCUAGAUGCGAUCUGCAGCGAUUUAGAAGUGAGUUACAAAUUAGUAAAGGAAUUGAGUGGCAAAGAAUAUAAUGAAGAUUUAUUAGACAUCAUUUUUACAUCCAAAGUGGAACUUUCAAUCCGACUAGCCCCUAAGGUUCGUAAAUAA